UGCACAUAAUAAUAAAUGGUUGUACUAAUGAACUUUGUAAAUAUGAACUUAUCUACGUAUAUCAAAGUUAUUAUUUAUGUAAAUGUUAUAAAUGAGGAUAAAAAGUGUUAAAUAUAUAAUAAAAUCUGCGAUCAGUUGUGGUCAUGGAAAACGGUGCCUUAAAAUAUGGGAGCAACAACAACAACAAUGACAUUGUCGAAGAGAAAGUGGUACUGUCACUGGGAGCGACGGGCGGCCACAAGGGAACCACGACACCUUCUCACCCCUGCACAAUUCUCCACCAUUCUCCUUAUAAGGCCGCUUGGGAUUGGUUGAUCCUAAUACUGGUUAUCUACACGGCAAUAUUUACGCCUUACGUGGCCGCCUUUCAACUUAAUGAACCUGACUUCGACAAACGGUCGCGGAGCUUCGGCGAAGAUCCUAUUGUAGUCAUCGAUAUGAUAGUGGACGUGACGUUCAUUAUAGACAUCUUGAUUAACUUCCGCACGACGUAUGUGAACGCGGCCGACGAGGUGGAAUCCGACCCGGCGAAAAUCGCUCUGCACUAUCUGCGAGGAUGGUUUCUCAUUGACUUGGUGGCCGCCAUUCCUUUCGACCUGCUGCUCUUCGGUACCGACACUGAUGAAACAACGACCCUCAUCGGCUUGUUGAAGACGGCGCGCCUGCUGCGGCUGGUGCGCGUCGCGCGCAAAAUCGAUCGAUACUCCGAAUAUGGCACUGCCGUCCUGCUCCUCCUUAUGGCUACAUUUGUCCUUAUUGCACAUUGGUUGGCGUGUUUGUGGUAUGCUAUCGGUAGUUGGGAGCGGCCACAGCUACAUGCACCUAUAGGUUGGUUGGAUGCACUCGCCAACGAUGUUCAGGCCUCUUAUGACAACUCUACAGGUCCUUCUAUGAGAUCCCGUUAUAUCACCGCUUUGUAUUUCACGUGUACUUCGUUGACGAGCGUUGGGUUUGGAAAUGUCGCUCCAAAUACAGACAUGGAGAAAGGAUUCACCAUAUUCGUAAUGCUUGUAGGAUCUCUCAUGUACGCUAGUAUUUUUGGAAACGUAUCGGCGAUCAUUCAAAGACUAUAUUCUGGGACAGCUCGCUACCACACGCAAAUCUUGAGAGUUCGUGAGUUUAUAAGAUUUCAUCAGAUUACCAAUCCCCUACGGCAAAGAUUGGAGGAAUAUUUUCAACACGCAUGGAGCUAUACAAACGGCAUCGAUACCUCGAGCGUUCUCAAAGGUUUCCCCGAGUGUCUCCAAGCAGAUAUUUGUCUGCAUCUUAAUCGCAAUCUGCUCGCCAACUGCUCCGCGUUCGAAGGUGCUAGUCCAGGAUGUUUAAGAGCGCUAUCGUUAAGGUUCAAGACGACUCACGCGCCUCCUGGAGAAACAUUAGUUCAUCGAGGCGAUGUCCUAACGUCUUUGUUUUUCAUAUCACGAGGAUCUAUUGAAAUACUCAAAGACGACAUAGUUAUGGCUAUAUUAGGGAAAGAUGAUAUAUUUGGUGAGAAUCCGUGUAUACAUCCGACGGUCGGGCGCAGUAACUGCCGCGUGCGCGCGCUCACUUACUGCGAUUUGCAUCGUGUCCACAGGGACGACUUGUUAGACGUGUUAGAUUUCUACCCCGAGUUUCGGAAUUCCUUCGUCAAUAACUUAGAAAUUACGUACAAUAUGCGAGAUGAGGAGUUGGGUGGUAUCGAGCCGCGACGGCGUAUGCGCUACGAAAACCCUUGUGACGCGCGACUGCUGCGAGAAGCGUACGCGCGCACCACGCGCCGUCCCCACACCGAGACCUUCGCAGAUAAGGUGGAUUCUCAAUGUAGCGACGACGACACGGAGUCGCCUGCCAGCCGAGGGAUUCUCGAGUUCUCCACCGACAAGGCCGGGCAGGACGUCACUCCGCUCAACUUUAACUUUAGCAAACAGCGCUCCACCACCCUCAAUUCGAUAACAGGCAUGCUAGCGCAACUUAAAAGGAGCUUCCCUGACCUCUACCAUCAUAAAACACAUCAGCCGCUACACAACAAAUACUCCCAGUCGACGCCACAAACAUAUAGGGGACGAGCUGGUGUACGACGACAGUCAUCGGUGGGCCCAUUGAACGACACAUCGCCGCUGACGGGCGGUGCAGCGGGCGCGGCGGCGGGCGAGCCGGCCGUGAGCACGCCCGCGCACAGCGCCACGCUGCCAGUGUCCAGCCUCAGCACCAACCCCAGCUCGUACUACACGAACGCGUCGCCAAGUCCGCCUGCCGCGCCGCCUGCGCCUCAACACGUCUCGUGCGAUGACAUCCUCGCUCCGCCCGCACCGCCCUCCGCUGCACGCACUCCUUCAUGUCGAUCCGCGCCCCAUUCUGCUAUCAACCUCCAUCAGACUGGCCGUCCCGCUGCUCUAGCCUUUUCAAGUGAGAGGGCUCAGAACACCGCCCAGGAGAGCGUUUCGCCGCAGUAUCAGAACGUCGGUGCGGCCGCGACUGCGGCUUCGGUAGCCACUGUCUUAACAAGACUUGAAGAGCUGAGCAGACGCGUUGCGGUACUGGAAACGGGACUCACUGCAGAUGUUCGCCGUAUUUUACAAUUGUUACAGGCACGCGAUGGUUCCGUUCAACAUAACACACAACAGGUCCACACGCCGUCUCAAGUUUUGCCUAAAGCUUCACUGUCGGUCCCUCAAAGUAAUGAGUGGGAAUGGAACUGGAACGGCGAACGAGAACGUGAGCGGGGCGCGCGGUACGGGCGCGGCGAGCGGUCGGAGCGCACGCCGGGGGUGCAGCGGUCGGCGUCGGAGCCACACGCGCCCGUGCCGCCGGCUCUGCCGCCGCCGCCGCACUCGCACUCGUUCUACAGGUAGUGUGAGGCGCGCGAGACGAGCGCUCCCCGCUCCCGGCCCUCGAUGCGCUCGCUCGCUGAGUCCGCCUCGUGCGGCUCGCUGGCGGGCGGCUCGCCCAGCUCGCCCGAGCCGCCGCGCGGGGCCGCACCCGCUGGAACUCGCCCGCCGCCGGCGCCGCGCGCGCGCUUCCACUUCUGCCGGCGCAUCGCGCGCUCCGGCUACGACGAUGCCCGGAGCUUCCUCUGACGCGGCCCCGACCCGACGCAUGGACCAAUUUUAUACUUCCGUUAACGCCUAAAUUAACACGUCCUCGCGUUCUCGCGAACAGGUAGAUCGUUCUGCCGGUACCGAGUCCAUUUGUAUUUAAAAUUUGAAAUUUUACGAUGGAUUGCUUUGAUAAAAGCUAGAAGAAUGUUGAGCGAAUCGAUAUUGAUUAAGACGAAAGGACUGUGAACCUUCACGUUAUUGUUGUAUUAUAAAACAACAUGAGCGGUUUCAAGAGCAAAUUUAUAUGAUAUGGAUAAAAUUGGGUGCUUUAAUUUUAUGUAAUUUAUACAUUAUUGCGUAUGCGUGUAAAGUACAAUAGCACUAUCUGACAGUAUUAUAAUUUCACCGGCAGAUAAAUACUCGUAUUUUAACCUUUUAACUUCCCUAGAAUGUGACGAGCAAAGUCCUCAAUAUCACCAGUCUACGGCUUUCUAUGUAUUUUUCCCGAUUGUUCACCAAUGAAGCCUAAACUCGUCACUAAUGGCCCGCAGCCUGAUGCUGGUUCAAGCCUUUGCUCGUACCAUUUUAUUAUUGUAGAUUUCAGCUAAUCCAGAACGAGGCUAAUAAGACUGAGUGACUACGUAAAUACCGUGAACUGUAUUUCCAGAAGAGAGUACUUUAAACGAUAAACGCUUUCUACCCGUCCUUGCUCCUUGCCUUUACAUAGUAGCUAGGUAAAGUGUAACACUACUAUGCUCGACAAUUCAUUGGAAUGCUCCUUGUGGAAGUGCGUUUAUGUGUUGUAUGAUGUAUAAUAUGUCAGAACAGGUAUACAUUUGCCGCAUUGUCUUCAAUGACGCAUAGCUAAGCUACAUACUUACCUAAAUAUUUUAACAAAAAUAUUUUGUACGUCGUGUAUUCGUUUAUGAGGUUCACUUACGAGAGCGCUUGCUGUAUCACCGAUCACGUGCGACAGUGAGCUGUGAGUCGCUGACUCAUGACUCCUUCUCGUAUCAACACCCUCUCCUAUUGUAAUGGACAACAUCAUCUUCCCAUUCAUAUUCAUUUGUAUAAAAUUUACUAAAAUUGAGGCUCAAAUAACUAACAUUAUGUUGUAAUGUGUAUCCUAGUUACGGAGUAAGAAAUGUCGCCAAUAUAUCAUAAGAAGCAAUAAUAAACUCCAUCAUAUUUUAAGGACUCGUACAUCGUCGUUAAACCUAUUUACGUAAGAAGCUUUGGACAUUCAUUUAAAACUGUAUUAUAUUCAGAUAGUGCUAAAUACGUGUUUCACUGUAUGUACAGUGUAGCUGUGCUCUGUCAGCUUAUUACGUGUUCACGGGUGUAUACUGUAUAAUGUAAUAGUAUAUAUACUUUUGAGCCAUUCUUGCACAUUUACAUGUUUAACACAAUCUCGACUGCACCAUUAUUGGCAUUUCAUUUUCUAUUCUCGCUUAUGUCUAUACGUCCAAAUAUCUAAUAGCAAGGUUUAUUUAUUAUUGUCGAGCUAUCACAUCGCGAUAUUACGCGUUUAUCUCUAAAAUUUGAUGUUUCAUCUCAAUCAUUGUUGUUAAUACAUGGUUUACGUCAAUAUGUAGAUAAAAGCAAUAACGCGGACUUUUUAUUUCUAUGCCGACAAAAAUGUUGUGAGUGCGUGUUUAGCUACGCAUACCUUAUAUAAAGAGAUUUUAAUAACGUUACUCCAGUAACGACAUCACUCUCGCAUCGUUAACGAAUUCAUGGUUAGUAAGUAAAACAACGACCGAAGUGGCGUAACUUUGUUAAGCAGCUUCUGCGUUCAAAAAUUAAUAUUAGAUGUAAUAAAAUAUCAAUCAUGAGUUCGUCAGCACAAUUUGUCCGAUGUGUUAAAUUGAUUUCCAGCAAAAAGUAAAUUAUAAAGUUGUAAAUAUUUUAGUAUUUAGAUUUAGAUUUGUAAAUUGGUCAAUUCCCAUAUACCUAUUCUGAAUCUAUCUAGCGUUAUUAGUUCAUAAGCUUUGCUUUAAAUAACUAUUGUACGCCAGCACCCUAGUUCUACAUUUCAAUGUUAGUAUUGCUUUUGUAGUUAUAGUGUUUCGAAUCGCCGACAAGUUCAAUCCUAGAAGUGUUUAUUUAAUGUCCAUUUAUAUAGGCUUAUAGUCCCAGCCAUGUUUCGGUAAUGUUAUUUACUAGAUAGUUAAAGGCUUAUAGCACAAUCCAGUAUUGGCACGUUUUAAACUUUUUUUUUUAACAAAUCUCUUGAAGGGUUCUUCUAAUGGACAAUCAUUAAGGUCCUAUUUUUCCAAAGUAAUUCUUUAAAUUUUCUUUUAAGAUUUAAGUCCAGAUUUACAUAAACAAUCUUAUAGGUAGUACCCAUACGCACAGACUCAAACACGGCACAAAGUCGGCUGAAAACAAUUCACGAUGUGACUAAACAAUAACUGAGUAGCUUGAUGACAUAAUUACUUGAUUAUUACUUCCUUAUGAACAUGUAGUCCUAACAAACAUUAAUAAUUAAACAUAAAUAUUGUGUAUAGUUGGGGGAAGCUGAUAUUGGUAACGUCUUUAAUUGAUAUUAUAUAAUAAAUAUAGGUUUCAAUAGAAUAAAACCUAAGUCUAUUUGACUAUCGAUAACUAAAUGGUUUACUCUCAGUGGUAGUAAAACCUCGAUUAAUGUAAUUGUACUUACAGAAAAACGAAGUGAGAAGGAAUAGGAAAUGCAUAAAAUAAAAAAGUUUAAAUAUUUAUUUAAAAAAACACAGAAUAAGGUAUAAUGUAAAGGUUCAUUUUUAAUCAAUUUGAUAAAAGGAGGUAGUUCGUAUAAUUUCGUGUGUGAAAAAGACACGUCUUUUUUUACUCCGAUGCAUAAAAAAAAAGCUAUUUCACGACAUUACAGUUCAUUUCAGUCUUUAGUAAUAAUAUUACAAGUGAAAUUAAUUUCAAUAAAAUUCUAUUCAUUUCAUUCCUAUUCUCAUUUUUUCUUUAAUUCUCGUUUAUAAUCAUCUUUAUUAAACUUUUCAAGCGAAAAAUAAAAAAAUAACAUCAAAUAGACCAUCAUGGGGAUGUCUGUUCAUCAAAAUGGUUCCUAGUUAUGUCUCCUUUUCUUAGGCAGGCAUGUUUAGAUUCAUCUGAUUUGAACAGAAAGCUUCCUCCAUUCGUUAUUUGUAUUAUCUACUCAGAGUCCUGUUCAGACCUUGUUGUUGUUCCAAAUUAUACAUUUUAGUGGUUUGACUAUAGCGCUUAAGCACAGGGUGUAAUUCGUUCAUAAGUCAUAACAUUACUUAAGAUCCUAGAUAUACUAAUUCACUUAAUGCUUAACAUACAUUAUUAACAGUAGUUAUCUGCAGUCUGUAUCAGUAUUCUACUAUAGGCACAAAUUCGAACUAAUUUAAUAUUUUGCCAAUGGUCUAAUUCAUGAAUUUCACUCACAAUCACAUAAUUUUCCAUUUUACAGUUAAACUUAUGUCCCAUGUACUAUAAUUAUGGUAUUAUACCAGAGCGUCUCUUUCAUUAAUAAACAUUUAUUCGCCCAUGUUGUUAAUGUUACGGUACAUACAAUUAAGAACUUAAAAUCUUAUGACACCUAGGUAAUUAGGAUAAGAUGGAGUUAUCAGCUGGCCUAAUAGAAACAUUUGACCAUUACACCUAUAACGAACCAUUCAUAAACAGACGACAACAAAUUUUCCUGAUCACUUUUGAUUUUAUGGAAUAUCUAGACGCAAAAAUAUUUCUAUGAAUGUAUUAGAACCUUUUUUUACAGCGGAGGACCGGGUAAUGGUCAUGUGGUACGCUUAAUACCAUGAAUAUCCACAGAUGCAGGGCAUAGUAAGUGCGAAACUAACUUUUAAACAAUUAAAUGGGUAUAAGGAGGGACAGCAUUCAUUUAGAGAUAAUACUCUUUUUAGUUUGAGUUACUCGCACCAUUAAACAAAACAGCGACGCUGGACGACGGGUUGUUUACCAACGCACCACAUUUUAAAGGUCUUUUUUAAAUGUACAUAAUCCGAAUUUUCAGAAACAUUUUUUUUUUUGGUGUUGUUUGUCAAUAACACCAAAUUAAAUUAAACAUAAUAUGCUUUUUUUUAAACUGAUUGAAAUUUACUAAAUUGCUUAAUAUUGUUUUAGGAUUGAAAGUAAUAUGUGCGUUUAAAGUUCAACAUGAUUUCAAAAAUAACUCAUUGUUUAGCAUGAUAUUAAAUAUAUUACUGGAGCAGUGGUGCAGUUAAAACAUAUAAUUAGAAUAGAUGGCACCUGCGGUGGAUAUGGAUAGGUGUCAAGAAGAAAUGGUAAAAAAUUCUAAGGUUUUUACGCUAGCUACGAUUGUACAACAAAAAGAAAUUAAAUCUUUUUUUUUUCAAUGAGACUUCAAUAUUGGGUUUGAGGCGUUGUAUUUUGUGGUCGUAUCUUAUUGCUCCGGAUACCUACACCAUAAGGCACCAUAUUUACCUUAACGUGUGAAUAUAUACAUUUUUUUAAUUAUAAUCGUGGGUGCCCUUCGACUGGGGUGAAACCCUGAUCGCGCUUUGUUAUUUUUAAAUAACUAAUAAAUGAGUAUUUGUCAAGGUACAUGUACGUAACAAAAAGGUUAUUCCAAAAAAACAGUAACUAUUUUUUGUCGCAUCUGUUUUUUUUUUGUUUGUCUUAACACAUUCAUUCAAUAUAUUAUUUGAUAGGACGAAUAUGUUAUAAAAAAACAUACAUAUAUUUUGAGAAUUAUCAAACACCAUAGUUAUUGGGAAAACGCGAUUUUCUAGGAUAAAGAUUCCCAAAUUCGCAUCAGCGCCGUAAACACCAGCGCUCUGUUCACUGGCAAAAUAUGUACGUUAAUACUUAGGCUGCUGUAAAAUUAUUUCUAAAUGCCAUUAUUUUAUGAAACGUGUAAAGGAGUUCUAUCAAAAUACAAUAGCAUUAUUCUAGCAGGCAUUUUCAGGUGUUUUAAAAUUUACAAGUCUAAAUAAGAAAGUCAACUGUAACCGAUUAUUUGUCAGAGACAAAGAGGGAGUCAAGCCUUUCCAAAACGUCCAAACGGGUAUUGAUAUCUCCGUACACAACAUCUAGAUAUAUAAGAAAAACUUGGUAGGCACGUUUAUCUUUUUCUGGUUUUAAUAGAACAUUAUAUUAUAAUUUCUAUAAAAUAGAACUACAAUUUAGGUUACAUAUAGAUAAGAAUAAAAGUACGUGAAAAAGUUUCUUAAAACUUAUUCAAACAAAAUUUCCAUACGAC
Molecule: messenger RNA, 8217 nt
Organism: Manduca sexta (tobacco hornworm)
Lineage: Eukaryota; Metazoa; Arthropoda; Insecta; Lepidoptera; Sphingidae
Product: potassium voltage-gated channel unc-103
Exons: 17
Coding region: 144-2834 (896 amino acids)
Biological process (GO): potassium ion transmembrane transport; membrane repolarization during action potential
Cellular component (GO): membrane
Molecular function (GO): inward rectifier potassium channel activity
Source: RefSeq, a predicted model, not a curated record